AUGUCGCAAGCACCGCAACAGGGUUUCGUAGCUGAGAAAGCGCAGGAGUUGAACCGGCGCACCUCCCAUGACGACAAGCGACCAGAUCGAGACGCCCAGAAUGACAAAGACAAGGCAGACAAACAGGAAGCGCCUCGGGAGAGCAAGAAUCCUUUCUCUCCCAACAUUUAUAGAGGAAGAACAGCUAGCCACUUCGAGAUGGGUCCUCGUGGCUUAGACUAUUCACCACAUCGAAUGGGCCUGGAGUUCUCUAACCGAUUAAGGGAUUACGUUCCGCAAAGAUCAUCGUCUAUUCAAGGCCAUGAGUUGACAGAUGCACCAAUGAAGCCAGAGUAUUUAGGUCAUCGGAACCACUUUGGAAGCCAGAUAGUGCCUGGCGGAAUCCACCCAGAUGUGGUAUACAGGCAGGACUAUUACGGGCAAGUUGGCUUCCCAGCGAGAACUUCCCGGUUUUCCUCGCAGGAGUAUUUGAAUGCGCCGGCGCAGUAUGGUCGCUGGCCAGAAUAUCGUGUUGAUUACAGGCAACGCCGCAGAUCCCAACAGGAUCUGCACUCCAUCGAGCAUAGUCCCGAAUCAGGUAUGAAUGAAAUCAAUUCACACGACUUUUUACUGUUGCAAAUAGAACUAAAUACAUUUCUAAUGUAA
Messenger RNA from Pieris macdunnoughi, 645 nucleotides. NCBI's taxonomy places the organism in Eukaryota, Metazoa, Arthropoda, Insecta, Lepidoptera, Pieridae. The record is from the annotation of a GenBank genome assembly.